Messenger RNA from Cimex lectularius (bed bug), 1315 nucleotides. RefSeq lists its product as uncharacterized. The transcript is spliced from 4 exons. NCBI's taxonomy places the organism in Eukaryota, Metazoa, Arthropoda, Insecta, Hemiptera, Cimicidae. The coding region runs from base 26 to 1138 and encodes 370 amino acids. Gene Ontology annotation, cellular component: extracellular matrix. The record is from RefSeq and is a predicted model, not a curated record.
UCAGAGUUGUGCACGAAAGGAAGAAAUGAAGUACAUCCAGGUCGGGAUUUUGGUAGGUUUGCUGGGAGUGGCGCGCUGCCUGGAAGUCGGGGUGCCUGAGAGGUUCCUGCGACCGAGGACGUUCAACCCUCACCCGUACACUUUAUCAGACGAGUCCUUGGUCGAAGAACGGGCUCCGCUCGACGCCCAAGACGUCGCAGCCCUGCCGCACCCUUACAGCUUUUUCGAGAGGCCGCCGACGAGGGGUGAGCCAAGCAACGGGGCACCGAUCCAGUUUCCGAAAGUUCCAGAAUCCGCCCAAGCCCAGCCACAGCAGCAGCAGAAGCUGAAACCUCCAAAUGUCAAACAUCCUCUUCACAUUAACGACGUGAAAUACGAUGAUACUUCUCUCCAGAGGGUCACGAUCCAGCGCGUGCCGGUUCAGCGGUUACAGUUUCAGGACGAUCAGCUCCAGCAAGUCGCUGUUCCAGUGCAGCACCUUCGGACGACCGUGGCAGCUAGACGACCUUCUCGUUAUCGUUCCAAAACUAUUACGCCUAAAAACUACGCCUUCUCCUACGCAGUGAGGGACGGCUACUCGGGCGACGACUUCUCGCAUUCGCAGGCCCAUUCGGGAGCACAGACCAAGGGCGAGUACAGGGUGAAGUUGCCCGACGGUAGGACACAAGUGGUCAGCUACACUGCCGACGACCACGGAUACAGAGCCGACGUUCGGUAUGACGACGAGAACUCAGUUGAGCCUUUAUAUGACUAUAAGCCGCAGCCCGUUCUCAAAUACAAAGCCGUCUACAAGCCGGGGGUUGUGAAGGACGAUUACAAGCAAGUGUACCUCCAGUACACUGCUAAGCCGGAUUACACUCCGAUUCACGAGGAACAGUCGGAAGCGAAACCGUCCGGGAGGACUGCAGCCCCGCAGCUGUUCAGCGGUGGCUCGACCCCGACCCCGAGCUUCUUCCUGCAAUCGACCCCCGCCCCCAAAUUCACAGCCGACUAUUACACUGUCAGUUCGACCCCAGCGGCAGACUAUUACACCGUCAGCUCCACCCCUGCCCCCGUCUACUAUCGCUCGUCGACGGUCCCUCCCAGGUACACGCCGUCAUCACCGGCCCCUCAGCACAACUACUACCUCAUCCAAUAAUAUUUAUUUCCCUUCCGAUGCAAAACUGAAAACCGUUUGCUUUGUCCCUGAGGAGAAUCGUGCCAACAAUGAGAGUGCGAGUGAUAUUAGUCACCUCAUUAAUAUUAUAAAACGGUGUGUAUAGAAGUAUUUUAUUUUUGUACGUGUAAUUAAUUAUUUUUUAAAAUAUAUUUUUUU